This is a messenger RNA of Clarias gariepinus (North African catfish), 2195 nucleotides long. It is a transcript of the gene olfm2a, whose product is annotated as olfactomedin 2a. The coding region runs from base 419 to 1783 and encodes 454 amino acids. NCBI's taxonomy places the organism in Eukaryota, Metazoa, Chordata, Actinopteri, Siluriformes, Clariidae. The transcript has 6 exons. Gene Ontology annotation, biological process: signal transduction. The record is from RefSeq and is a predicted model, not a curated record.
CACACUUCUACUUGACCGUAAAACGGGAAGCGCCUGAAGCGCGCGCGCGCCAGCACUGACCUUUCCGCUGGCGGGCUUCACGUAGAAGACAGAGGGGGAAAAACACACACACACACACACACACACACUUACACACACCACAUACUGAGCGAGAGAGUGAGAGAAACAGAGAGAGAGAGAGAGAGAGCGCGCGCAUAGAAUCGAGAAGGCAUCACGCGUCGCGCUAACGAGACGGACUCGAGUCUCGCGCACGCACCGCGCCACCGGUGAUGAGGAUUGUCGCGCGCCGGAUCGUGCACAGAAACCGGGCUGUGUCAGAACCGGGGGCUCGCUGAGGCGAUCAGAGGGAGAGGAGGAGAGGAGAGGAAGCAGAGGAAGGAGAGGAGAGAAGAGGAGCGAGCUGCCGCCUGGGGGAAGAAUGAACCUCUUCAGUGCCAUGUUCCUCCUGCUGAUGUUAGCCUCUCUGCCGUGUGAGGCCUUAUACCCAAGCCCGGAGGAAGGCUGGCAGAUCUACAGCUCGGCACAGGAUGCGGAUGGAAAGUGUAUCUGCACGGUGGUGGCUCCGGCCCAGAACAUGUGUAAUCGAGACCCACGCAGUCGCCAGCUCCGCCAGCUCAUGGAGAAGGUCCAGAAUAUUACCCAGUCUAUGGAAGUUCUGGAUUUAAGGACAUACCGGGAUUUGCAAUACGUCAGGGAUACGGAGAACCUAAUGAAAACGGUGGACGGCAAAUUGAAGACGGCUUCUGAGAACCCUCGCAGCCUUAACCCCAAGAGCUUUCAGGACCUAAAGGACAAGGUGACUCAGCUGCUUCCCCUUCUGCCGGUGCUGGAGCAGUACAAGACGGAUGCGCAGAUGAUCCUGCGGCUCCGAGAUGAGGUGAGGAACCUGUCGCUGGUGCUGAUGGCCAUCCAGGAGGAGAUGGGAGCCUACGACUAUGAGGAGCUCCGGCAGAGAGUCCUGUUACUGGAGACUCGGCUGCACUCCUGCAUGCAGAAACUGGGCUGCGGGAAGCUUACUGGCGUCAGUAACCCCAUCACCAUCCGCGCCUCAGGCUCUAGGUUUGGUUCCUGGAUGACGGACACGAUGAUUCCCAGCUCUGAUAACAGGGUGUGGUCAAUGGAUGGUUACUUUAAGGGGCGACGCGUGCUUGAAUACCGCACUCUGAACGACUUCAUGAAGGGUCAGAACUUCGUUCAGCACCUCCUGCCUCACCCCUGGGCAGGGACAGGUCACGUGGUCUACAACGGCUCCCUCUACUACAACAAAUACCAGAGCAACAUCCUGAUCAAGUACCACUUUCGUUCGCGCAGCGUCCUGGUCCAGCGGAGUCUGAGCGGCGCCGGCUACAACAACACCUUCCCGUACUCGUGGGGCGGCUCGUCCGAUAUCGACCUGAUGGCUGACGAGAGCGGACUGUGGGUCGUGUACACCACCAUCGCCAACGCGGGCAACAUCGUCAUCAGCCGCCUCCAGCCUGAGAGCCUGGAAAUCCUGCAGACGUGGGACACGGGCUUUCCCAAACGCAGCGCUGGCGAGUCCUUCAUGAUCUGCGGUACGCUCUAUGUCACCAACUCGCAUCUCGCCGGAGCCAAGAUCUACUUCGCCUACUAUACCAACACAUCCACCUACGAGUACACGGACAUUCCAUUCCAUAACCAGUACUCACACAUCUCCAUGAUGGACUACAACCCACGUGAGCGUGUGCUCUACACCUGGAACAACGGCCACCAGGUGCUCUACAACGUCACACUGUUCCAGGUCAUCAAGACCUCCGGGGACUGAGGGUGUCAUUUACACACACACACACACACACACACACACACACACACACACACACACACACACACAAAACACACCUGUGCAUUACAUAUUUACCAUACAAGUGCGUGUAUAUACAGUAUGUAUACAGUAAACCCACAAACUGACAAGAAGGACAUGACCAUGGCUGGAGCAUAACUUUUCUUUUAACUUUCUUUUUUUUCUUUCCUAAAUUUUCCAUUUCUAUCUUUAUAGAGUGCUAUUAUUCACAUAUUGUACUGAGAAAAGCCCACGGGCAGAAAGGUCAAUGCUGAUUACCGAACUGAGCUUUUUUUUUUUUCGUUUUUUUUUUUUCUUCUUCUUUGUGACAAGUAAGCAUGACAUGUUUUUGAUUUGUGGCCAAAAAAAUAAAUAAAUGUCUGCCUUUAACAUUUCA